UAUUACUAGCAAAGCAAGACUUAUCUCUAUUUAUGUAUGUCUUGUAAAUACUUACAUUACUUUUAAAGGCAUAAAGUGACGUGUAGCAAUGGAUACCCGAACCGUGCUCCUAUUAGCUACUGUUGCGAUUAAUUUAGGACAUUUAUCGGCAAGUCAAAAUACCAAUUGCGCUCGAGGGUACUGGGGAACAGAUUGCAAAAAUACAUGUCCCGGAAGAUGCUCAUACACUGGAUGUGACAAAGCUACCGGCUCUUGUUUUGAAUGCGACUCAGGAUAUCAUGGUAAAUAUUGUGACUAUCCGUGUCCGGUUCAUUGUGUCUGUGAUCGUCUCAAUACGAAAUGCACAUCCUGUGACAAUGGCUGGUACGGUAGUUCUUGCAAUAUACCGUGUCGCAGUAAUUGUGCCUUGUGUUCAAAAACUACGGGUGUGUGUUCGAGUUGUAAAAAUGGUUGGUAUGGGACCAGUUGUACUGCACAGUGCUCCAUAGGAUGCAACAGAUAUUAUUGUUCGAAGUCAAGCGGAUACUGUUCAAGUUGUAAAGUAGGCUGGUUUGGGUCAAAAUGUGAAAAACAAUGUCCAGUCAGCUGUCAUAACGGAUGUCAUAAAAGUUCCGGUUAUUGCAGUUACUGCAAUUCUGGGUUUUGGGGUUCUAAAUGUUCAAGUGUUUGCCCGAAAAAUUGUGAAAGUUGUGAUAAAUCUAAAGGGACAUGUCAGUUUUGUCCUAACGGUUACUGGGGAAGUAACUGUUUGCAAACGUGCAGUACUAACAAUUGCAAAAUGUGUGAUAAAAAUACAGGUAGUUGUAAAACUUGCAACAAUGGAUUUUGGGGAUCUACCUGUAACUACGUAUGCAACAACUGCUCAACUGGAAAAUGCGACAUUACUACCGGCGUUUGUGAGACAUGUCCAGAUGGGUUUGCAGGAGAACACUGCAAUAUCAGGUGUGAUAUUUCAAACUGUAACAACUGGUAUUGUGACAAAGAGCGAGGAUUUGCGUGUUCAAGUUGCGAUAACGGAUUUUGGGGAACGUUUUGUGAGAAACAAUGCAGUAUGAAUAACACCUGUAGAUACUGCGACAAAAGUACGGGGAAUUGUCGGGCUUGUAAUAUCGGAUAUUGGGGAACAUUUUGCGAGAACACAUGCAUGGAUAAUAUCGGAUGUAGAUAUUGUGACAGGAACACAGGACUAUGUAGUUCAUGUGAAAGUGGAUUUUGGGGAAAUGGUUGUGAUAAGAAAUGUAAUAAAAAUUGCUACAGUACAUGCAGUACAGCUACAGGAAAAUGUUCGUCUUGCAAACCCGGUUUUUGGGGAACAUUUUGUGACAAGAAAUGUACGGAAAAUAGCAGCUGUAGAUAUUGCAGCAGGAAUACCGGACUAUGUACUUCAUGCGUUAGUGGAUAUUGGGGAACACUUUGUGAGAAGGGUUGUAAUAAAAACUGCCGCAAUAGCUGCAAUAAAGAUACUGGUAAAUGCUUGUCUUGCAAAGCCGGAUUCUGGGGAACACUUUGUGAGAACAAAUGCCUGGUAGGAGACAGAUGUCUUUAUUGUGGCAAGUCCAAUGGAAAAUGUGAAACAUGCGUAAUCGGUUUCUGGGGUAAUUCGUGUGAAAAGAAUUGCUCAUCUCACUGUGCAGGACAUUGCGAUCAAGAGAAAGGAACGUGUUUAUCCUGCAAACCUGGAUUAAGUGGCUUAACAUGUGAUACUGCAUGUGAAAAUGUCAACUGUGAAAUUUGCAAACGCUAUGGUGACAUUCAUUCCUGUACCAAAUGCCGAGCCGGAUUCUGGGGUCAAAACUGCGACAUUCAGUGCAAAUCUGAACAAUGCAUUGAAUGCGACAUGAAUGAAGGACGCUGUACCCUAUGCGAUGACGGAUUUUGGGGAAAAUCCUGCCAUUUAAGAUGUCAUGAAGCGUGUAAAUGCUGCAAUGUUAGUUCCGGAACAUGUUAUCAAGAAAACUACUGCUUGAGAACAAAAAAUAUGUACAGCACGUCAG
Messenger RNA from Mercenaria mercenaria, 1994 nucleotides. Its product is annotated as multiple epidermal growth factor-like domains protein 10. The record is from RefSeq and is a predicted model, not a curated record. NCBI's taxonomy places the organism in Eukaryota, Metazoa, Mollusca, Bivalvia, Venerida, Veneridae. The annotation marks the transcript as partial. The transcript has 2 exons. Gene Ontology annotation, molecular function: scavenger receptor activity.